Messenger RNA from Acaulospora morrowiae, 1330 nucleotides. The record is from the annotation of a GenBank genome assembly. NCBI's taxonomy places the organism in Eukaryota, Fungi, Glomeromycota, Glomeromycetes, Diversisporales, Acaulosporaceae.
CGAUGAUCGACAAAAUUUUCUUAUAGAAAACGGACUCAAGUUUCCCAAGGUUGCGAAACCAUUUUUUCAGUAUGCGAGUUUUUUGAAGAAAUUGGAUUUUCGAUGGUUGAAUCCAGCAAUUGGAAGGUGGUUGGAGUUAAACGAACAAAGAUCACAUCCACUUUUUAAUAAUAUGGUGUAUCUGGUGGCAAGCGAACUCACGGAUAUGAUCAUUUGUCAAUCCCGAGGAUUAAAUUAUUUGAGGGUUUUCAGGGGACCCGAAAAAUUUGAGAUACCCGAUCUCACAUGUUUCGAUGGUCUUGAGAGGGCCAUCUCCGGACUUCGAACUUUUCAACUGUGUGGUGAAUUCAAAGAGAGAUGUGAGAUGGAGAAGAUGGUGAGUCUGAUGGGAAUAAUAACAAAAAAUUGUCGACUGAUUCAACACCUAUCGAUAGACAUUCCUAGUGACGUACCAAAGAUACAAGAGGAUUUCUUGAAAUUGGUCAAGUCGCAAAAGAAUCUUCGAGCGUUGGGUUGUUUCGCCAAGGACGUCGAAAGUAUCAUCCCAUCGCUUGUCUAUCAGUCCAAUCAUCUGAGGGAGUUGGAAUUGGGCGGUGGAAUGGAAUUUCACAGUAUCUCGGUGUUAAUCCCGUUGACACUGUGCACUCGCCUGGAGAAACUAAAGAUCGUCAACUAUCACGAGAACACAAAGUAUUAUGACACCACUCAACUGGAGCCAACGCACAUCCUUAGCAUCAAAGAAUUAUAUUUGAAAGGAGUCGCGAUCAAUCCAAUAUUUCUGUCCUUCUUAUUAAGGAUGUCACGGAACUCGUUGAAAAAAAUAUCGCUCAAUCAGAUGAAGAACGAGACGCUCAUGUUGAUCAAAAAAUUUUGUCGGGACAUUUCUCACCUGGCCAUUUGCAUAGAUCAAGAAUCCACACUUCACCUUCAGCCACUGUUCGACUCUCGAAUCGAACAUUUGGUAUUACACAACCAGGUACCCAAUCAAUUUCAUAACAUAAUCAUCAAGGAGAUCGGAAAGAAUCUUCCGUUUGCACUACGACAUUUGGAUCUUUUGAUCAGCAUAUCGACCGAGGCAUUGGAGUAUAUAUUGUCAAAAUGUAAAUAUCUAGAAACUCUUGGAGUCUAUUUGAGACAUCCAAGAGACGACGACAAAUUUCUCGCGAUUGCCAUAAAAUACGCCCAGCUUCACGGGACCUUGAACACGUUUAGAUUUACCAGAAAUUAUCCGAGGCAAAGGUUAGCGGCAAAUUUCUCGGAAGAAUUGAUAACACAGGCAAACUUAUUUAUUCCGAAUAUGGUCCAAGAGAGCUUUCGCCCUUGGAAAUAG